AUGCAGCCGGUUGCAGCCAAAUUGCCGCUCACCCACAGGACACCUUUUUCUGUGGAGGAUAUUUUGGAUCCCACAAAGUUUACAAGGAGAAUAAUCUGUGCUGAGGAUGCAGCAACAGCAGAUGAACCCAGAGAGCAGCAGCAUCCCCCGGCAGGUGAAAGCACCCCAGAGAAGAAGGCAGCUCAGAGCUCCAAGACGAAAAGCCGUCGGAUCCGCACCGCCUUCACCCUGGAGCAGCUGCAGAUCCUGGAGCGCAGCUUCCAGAGGUGCCACUACCUGUCGGUGCUGGAGCGGCACACCAUCGCCUCGGCCCUGCGCCUCUCCGAGACCCAGGUCAAGAUCUGGUUCCAGAACAGACGCACCAAGUGGAAGAAGGAGCAGCUGCAGGGGAAGGACGCAGAGAGGGAGCACGGCUUCUCUUCAUCACCCUCCUUCUCCUCACAUCCGGCUGUCUGCUCAUCUCUGACCUACAGCCCGCUGUACUGCCAGCCGCGCGCUCCGCUGCAGCUGUUUGCGCCACUGCCGUUGCUGCCUUAUCAUCAUUACUACACAUCAUGA
Messenger RNA from Epinephelus fuscoguttatus (brown-marbled grouper), 558 nucleotides. It is a transcript of the gene pnx, whose product is annotated as posterior neuron-specific homeobox. Gene Ontology annotation, biological process: regulation of DNA-templated transcription. The transcript is spliced from 2 exons. The record is from RefSeq and is a predicted model, not a curated record. NCBI's taxonomy places the organism in Eukaryota, Metazoa, Chordata, Actinopteri, Perciformes, Serranidae. Gene Ontology annotation, molecular function: DNA binding; DNA-binding transcription factor activity, RNA polymerase II-specific. The coding region runs from base 1 to 558 and encodes 185 amino acids.